Cylicocyclus nassatus is the source of this 1284-nucleotide messenger RNA. The record is from the annotation of a GenBank genome assembly. Lineage: Eukaryota; Metazoa; Nematoda; Chromadorea; Rhabditida; Strongylidae.
AGAGGCGAUGGCUGCCCGUCGUUUCAUAAAAGGUCUCACUUCUCCAUGGUCUCUAGGAUUUUCUGGCUUUGGAAUUGCUUAUGGAUUAUAUCACAUUUGGGACUCUACUCAAUCUGGCACAAAAUACGAUUUACAUGAAAACUUAGCUGGGAAAACUUAUAUCGUUACCGGCGCUACUUCGGGAAUAGGGCAGGCUACAGUAGAAGAGUUAGCGAAAAGGAACGCGCGAGUCAUAAUGGCUUGCAGAAAUCGUGAAAAAUGCAUACAAGUGCGCCGAGACAUUGUCUUGAGCACUCGAAAUAAGCAAGUAUACUGUAGACAAUGUGAUCUCGAAGAUUUCGACAGUGUACGAACGUUUGUACAAAAAGCUAGUAAAGGUAAAUACGAGUUAGAUCGAAUAGAUGGAGUUGUACAUAAUGCUGCUAUGAUGGAUGCCAAACGAAAAGUAAACAAGGAUGGCAUUGAACGCACACUAGCUACAAAUCACCUUGGUGCCUUCUUACUUACUGGAUUACUACUCGAAAAACUUCUUGCUCAAGAUCAUCGUGUUAGAAUAGUGUUUCUGAACACGAAUAUAAUCAAUAGAAAAUGCGAUAUUGAUUUUGAUGAUCUCAAUGCAGAAUAUCGGAAGAAAUACGAUGGGUUUGAGGUUUACAAACAGAGUAAACUUGCCGCAGCCAUGUUUGCUAAGGAAUUGUCAGAGAGACUGAAAGAUACCAAUGUCACAGUCACGGUAGCCGACCCUGGAAGGACAAAGUCAAAUCUAUCGAGACAAAUGGAUGGUCAAACCUUCUUUUUGAGCCGAUGGCUGCUCCGAAUAGUCAGUUUUGGAAUGGGUGAACGACGAGUGGAGAAAGCGGUACGCCCAGUGCUCUACGCUUUAGCUGAUCCUGCUAUGGAAGACGCAACUGGACUUUUUAUUGACCGUGAGCGACACGAACAACCAUUCAAUGAGAUUGUGGAAGACGCUGAGAAACGUCGGCGACUAUGGAAAACUAGUGAAGUGUGGACAAAACUAAGUGAGCGGAUGGCGCAGAUGAAGCAAGAGCUAGGAGAAGUAGCCGCUUCAUUAGACAAACCACUUGAAUUGAAACAAGAAGUUGAUAGUGGAGGAAGGAGUUGGAAAAGGUUAUGGUUAUGGUAAAUGUGAUCCGUAGCCAACGUUCUAGUUCAGUAGUUUUAAAUGAUGUUUUAUAUAUUGCAAGUUGUUUGAAAACAUUGUAGCUUGUUAUGAAUCUCAACAACAGUUCAAAAGAACUUUUUCAUGUGCAUUAAACGGUUACA